Colossoma macropomum (tambaqui) is the source of this 4085-nucleotide messenger RNA. Its product is annotated as interleukin-1 receptor accessory protein. Bases 280 to 2163 code for a protein of 627 amino acids. Gene Ontology annotation, biological process: signal transduction. The transcript has 11 exons. Lineage: Eukaryota; Metazoa; Chordata; Actinopteri; Characiformes; Serrasalmidae. Gene Ontology annotation, molecular function: interleukin-1 receptor activity. The record is from RefSeq and is a predicted model, not a curated record.
CACUUACAUGCGCACACACACACACACGGAGGACACACCGCCGGUUGGGACCUCGCGGCUCGGACUGCACUGCCCGCGCGCGCCUGUUUUCUGUGUGUUUGUGUCAUCGCGCGUGCUGGCUGAGUGUUUCAGUUUGACUGUUGUGAAAUCAGGCUGUUUGCUGUCCGCGCGCGCAGUUCCGGUGAGUUUGUGAAAGGCGCGCGCAGGUCCCGCUCCGCUGCUCAGAGAGCAGCCCUAAAUCACGAGCGUUCUGACCGUAAGUUGUGUGUGUGUGUGUGUAUGUGUGGCACCGAUAAGCCGCCCUGCGCCGGGACCUCCUACAGACCACCGGGACCAGAGAGCGCGAGGAUGUUAUUCUACGCUCUCCUCUUCGUCGCCGUGGGGAAAGCAGCCUGUUCCAGCAGAACUGAGGCUCCGCCCACGCCGCAGUCAGGUGUGCAGUGUCAUGACUGGGGUGUGCACCAGGGAGCUUCAGUGGGUGUAUAUGAGGGUGAAUCUGGACGGAUUCCCUGCCCGCUCUUCUCCUUUCCCUCCCUCUAUAACUACAACCAAAGCUCCGGACUAACACUGCUGUGGUACAGACACACAAGCACUCACGAGCUGGAGCAGCCCAUAGACCUGCGCGCACACACGUUUCUCAAACACCGCGACUCGCUGUGGAUACAGCCGGCCACGCUGCAGGACAGAGGCCUGUACAUCUGUAUGCUCAGGAACACCACAUCGUGUGCGAAGGUGGGGGUGCAGCUGCAGGUCUUUGUGCGUAAUGGUGUGUGUGAUGGUACGCUCCAUCGUAACGUCACCGUCCCUUUCCAGAAGUCCUACACGCUGCGUUGCCCCGACCUGCAGCACCUGCCCAGCGUCUCUUACAAUGUCACCUGGUACCAUAAGUGCAGGGGGGAUUUGUCAGUUUUUUACCACAGGCAGGUAGAGGGGGAUGAGGUGAAGAUCUAUAACUUGCUGAUUGGUUCUGAGGGGCCGUACACCUGCGUUGUCUCCUACCAGAGCAAUGGACACACACUCCAGUUCACUCGUACCAUCAACAUCAAGCCCGUCUCACCCAACUGUGGAACUGACCAUCCAAGGGUUCUGAAUCCAACAUCUGGUCAGAUCUACACAGUUACUCUGGGUGAGGCUGUUAAUCUGACUUGCCGGGUGUUUCUGCCCUGCAUGGAAAACGAGGAGCAGCAGGUGUGGUGGAGCAUCGACAAGAAAACAGUGGAAGAACUAGCAGACCCUCGCUAUAGCUCACCUGCAAGGAGUAUUGAGCUGGAGGAUUACGGUGAUCAGACUGUGCAGAAAGUGCUGCACGUGUCCGAGUUUUCGGCGGCGGAUCUUCAGAGGGAGUUUCGCUGCUCCGCCCGAAACAGCAGAGGAUUCAACACCAGCGUCGCAAACCUGCAGAAAGAGGUGUAUAUUCCCUCUGUGGAGCUGGGCUGUGGUCUGGGUGUAACUCUGGCUGUAGCUGUGCUGCUGUUCGUGCUGUAUCGUGUGUAUAAACUGGAGGUUCACCUGCUGUAUCGCUCCUGGUUUGGAACUGAUGAGAGAUACUCAGAUGAUAAGGAGUACGACGUGUAUAUCUCAUACGCGCGGAACGGAGAGGAAGAGGAGUUCGUCAUGACGACGCUGAGGAGGGUGCUGGAGGUGGAGCUCGGAUACUCCGUCUGCAUCUUUGACAGAGACAGUCUGCCUGGAGGGACCAUUACGGACGAGACGCUGCGGUUCGUUGGCCGCAGCCGGCGGCUGGUGAUUGUGGUGAGCGCGUUCAGCGCGGUGCAGGGUACCCAGGCUCUGCUGGAGCUUCAGGCCGGUCUGGCCAUGCUGCGGGGGGGCCACCUGAGGGUGGUCCUGAUCCAGUAUAAACUUGUAAACAAGCAGUGUUGGGUGAAGGAGCUGCGCAGGGCGCGCGUCGCUCUCACCCUGAUCCGCUGGCAGGGGGAGAAGUCCCUACCUCUGUCGUCUCGCUUCUGGAAGCAGCUGCAGCUGGAGCUGCCCAUCCGCAAACACACCACACACACGGACACAGAGCGCACACUCGACCUCACGGACCACGCAAAGCGCAAACACCCGGAGGAGAGCACGGCGCUGAUUCUGGACUCUCUGAGUAAACCUGACACACAGGCACAUCAGAAACAGAGAGCGCAGAGCAGCAGCGCUGCGGUUUAAACCAGGGCUCCUCAACCACUUCUGCCUCAGGGCCCACCUGUUUACUUGCGCAGUUGCUAGGCUGAUGCCGAAUAGUUAUAGUACUACAAUAUGGUUUAGCUGCAAUAUUCAAUUCCAUUUUUUACGUAUUAUUUGCGAUAUGCCGUUAGAAAGCUUGGCGUCUUGAAAGAAGCAGUUACGAUCGUCUCUUUUGCAACAUUUGCAGAGUGAUUGCGCAGCUUAAGCAGUUGCUAGGCAGUUGCUAGGGAAAUGCUGAACGGUUACUAUAGUAUUUAAGGUGGUUGCAAAUGUGGUGAUAAAUGGUUGCUAUAGUAUCCCAGGUGGUUGCUAGGGUGUUGCUAGGUGGUUGCUAGGGUGUUGUUAUGUGGUUGCGAGGGUUGCUAUCUUUACCCACAUGGUUAAUAGAGUGCUACUAAUGGACUCGUAUGAACAUGACCCCAGCUUUUGCGCCCUGAUUCAUUCCUAAUUUGUCACUUAACGAUAAAUUAUAAGAAUAAUAAGAGGAGGAUGGGUUCCUCUUUUGAGUCUUGGGUCCUCUCAAGGCUUUUUCCUCUUGCUCUUAGGGAGUUUUUCUGCCACUGUUGCCCUUGGCGACGCUCAGGAACCUGAUUUUUCUGUAAUGCUGCUUUGUGACAGUUAAGUAAAAAGUGCAAUAGAAAUAUAUUUGACUUGGUGUUUAAAGGAACUAUAGGAUAAGAAUAGUGUAAAUGACGAAUUCAUAUUGUUUGCAGUUUGACAGCAUUUUAGAUUUACUUUUAAUUGUUACAUGAGGUAUUUUUUCCAGUGGUUUUUGAGUCAUCACUGGCCCACUACAGACCACUGGCUGAGAAACCCUGCUUUAAACUGAAUGGUCCUCACAGGUGGCAGCUCUCAGGCUCAGCACCAGAACCAUCACCAUCUCAUGACCACUGCCACAUUGUUAACAUUCCACACUGUAAACCUAACCUGUUCUAGAUCAUGGAGCAGAACAGAUGCACUUCAUCCAAACUGUUGACCUGCGUUUUUUUUAACAUCAGUUUUAUGCAUCAAAUCGUCCAGCAAUACGGUGAUGCAGUAUACAGUUAGAAAGCUUGAACUCUCAGGAUUUGAUUCCCAUAAACCGUUUUAUGAUCCGUCAUUCACAGCAGUUGCGACCGUCUCAUUUACAUCAUCAGCACCGAAUGAACACCAGCAAAUCUGUGUCCUCACCCUCAGAGCCUCUCCGCCUCCACAGAGACACCGUCAUCUAGAACAUGCGGUCUGAUAACACAGCAAGAGUCAGAGAUCAGUUUAGAGAUCGAUGAGUCAGGAGGAAAGAAACUCCUCCGUUUCUCUGAGUCAGUGAUUCAUACAGUUAUUCUGACAUGAGAGUGUUUCCGAGAUCACGACUGCAGCCCAGAGUAUGUGGGAACAGCGCCCCCUGUAGCUUUGGGUAUGCCAUUUCAGGUAGAAUUGGGGCCACAGAUAUCAGGCUAACCCUUUUAUCUCCAUCCUAAACUUAAGAGUGAAACAACAGCAGUACUUUAAUACUGAGUUUGAACACAAGCUGAUUUUACUGAAUACAAAUGAACUAAAAAUUACAGACAGUAUUUUUUUUUAGUUGCCAGAAAUCAUUAGGCCUUCUCUGAAAGUCUAGGAGGCUCUGAGGGUUCCUCUCUAGGGUUUACAUUUAGAGCUGGGUCUAAAACCUCACACUACUACACUUUACUCCAUAGGAAGGAAUUUGAAUGGAUUUUGAUAUUGUAAUAAAUGAAUUUGGAAUUUUGAAAUUUGAAUUUAAAAUUUUGAUAUUGCUAUUUUGCUAUUUUGAUGUGGUGUGGUAGUCUGCGGUUUUGGACGCAGCCUAACUUCAGAUUUCAUAACUUGAGAUUUGUGAAAAAUCUCAUCUUGACCUCAUCAGAUCUUAUAUAUAUAUAUAUAUGUGUGUGUGUGUGUGUGUGUGU